CAACUCUGUUACAAUUCUAUUCUCUCUCUUUCUCUCUCCCUCACCUCCCCCUCCCAUUUGUGGCCUCAUCCCAAGAUCUGUGCUGCGUGUAUUCCCUUUGCAGUAGGCAGGAGUGUUUCCUUCAAUUCUUUUUGGGGAACUUCCUUUUAAUUCCUCUGUGCAUGAACUUUAUUUAUUCAGCCUCUCCAUUUUAUCUGUCCUCUUACUGAAUAUCUCUCGAUUUCCCAUCCCUAAUCGUAUUUCUUUCCUUGCCAGUUCUCCGGGCUGCAGUUUCUCUCUGAGAGAAACCCAUAGCUCACAGGAGGUAAGGCAGGGGAAGAAAAACAAGAUUGCUGGCCAGUCCAUUCAUUUUUUUGUGAUGUUAACAAGGAGCGAGCAGGGAAAGCUGUGUGUGUGUUUUUUCCUUUUCGACCCCAAAUUCCAACAAAUAUCCCAGUGCAAUGGGAGGAGGAUUUCCAGCUGGCUAAGGAAGACAACUAACAAUUGGCUGCUCUCACACCCUCCUCCUGUUCUUCCCAUCCUCAGAAGCUAAGUUAGUGAAAUAGCCAGAAGCAGGACAUGCAACACCGUCCUAAAUUGCAUGUGCUUUAUCCCGACCGAUAGGUUGAACCAGGGCACGUAAAGGCUCUCUGCAACCCUUCGGAGUCUCAUUAAGAGAGGCCUUCAGGCUUAAAUAAAGAGAAAAAAAAGAGAGAGAGAGUCCUUUUCAACGCUGAGCAACUGUUCCAGAAGAAGACAAUGCUCUUAAGCUGGGUGGUGGUGUUGACUUGGCUGACUUCUCUGAAGAUGUUUUCUGUAGCGGAGGAUUCAGCCCUGGAAGAAGCCUGGAGAGACUGGAAGACGACCUACGGCAAAGUAUACCCCGAAGAAGAAGACGUCUCCCGGAGAGCCACAUGGGAGAAAAACCUGCAGAUGGUUGAGCAGCACAACCAUGAGGCCGAUGAGGGGAAACACACCUACUGGAUGAAGAUGAACCAGUUUAGUGAUUUGACGGAUGAAGAAUUUAACCGCCUGAUGGGAGGUCUCCAUCCUGAUUCAGUUGAUCCUGACAAUGCUUCUCAAGGCUUUCCCCAAAUGCCAGACAUUCAGCAGACAGCCAAGCCCAAGAAAUGUCACCAGAGACAUUAUGGCACUUCAAGAAAAGACCAGCUGGCGGUCGCCUACAGAAGAAGGCUCGGCAAGCAUCGUUCUGACAAUUUUGGGAAGUUUUGCCUCCUAUCCAGCAACGGAACCAAGAAACAGCUAGGAAGGCGAUGUGGGUGCAUAAGCCGCUAUCGUCGGCGUUGCCAGAAAUGUUGUAAGCUGGCUUUGUAGUCAAAACAAGGCUGACUCAAGAUUGCUUACAGUAACGUAAGCAGGAUUAAAAGAAUCUAGCGGAUAAUUCCUGUCUGCCAGGCAAACAGAUUCCCCCCAGAGAGAGCUGUCUCUCCCUUUUGGCUCUAAUAAUUUCCUAGUAGACUUCCUUCCCUUGUCCUGCAACAUGGCAUUUAGGUCCGAUAUGCUGUUUUCAUCUUUUUAUUAUAAAUUUUUACAAUUUUACAAUAAAAACCUCUUUCCCAAUCCCUCCCAACACACCCCAAAACCCUCCCUCAUUCUUCCCAGAGCUGAAUACAGGGUUAACUAGAACUUAAAAGAA
Crotalus tigris (Tiger rattlesnake) is the source of this 1636-nucleotide messenger RNA. RefSeq names its product protein CTLA-2-alpha-like. NCBI's taxonomy places the organism in Eukaryota, Metazoa, Chordata, Lepidosauria, Squamata, Viperidae. The coding region runs from base 739 to 1314 and encodes 191 amino acids. The record is from RefSeq and is a predicted model, not a curated record. The transcript is spliced from 6 exons.